AAAUAGCCCAGGCCUGAGGCAGCCAGGCCGCAGCUGUGGAUGCGUCUGCUUCCCCGUGGCUCCAUUGGCGCUGGCCUCGCAUUGGUGGGCUUGAUUGGCUGCCCAGCCUGGCACUGACGUCCCCUUUGAGCCUGGUGGCAGCCGGAGGUAAACAGCCAUGUGCAUUCCUCCACUCUAUAUUUAACAGCUGCGGCGUGUACCGGAGAAGACUGGGAGACAGGGACGGUGGCGGCUCUCAGGGCCGCUCUUGUCUUCAGGCCCUUGGAGCCAGGCUGGCACUGGCCUUCUCCGUGUGAACAAGGUUGUCAUGCCAGCUUCCCAGAGCCGGGCCCGGGCCCGAGACCGAAACAAUGUCCUCAACCGAGCUGAGUUUCUGUCCCUGAACCAGCCCCCUAAGGGGACUCCAGAGCCCCGCAGCUCUGGCAGAAAAGUCCCAGGUCCGUCGGCACAGCCCCCACCCCCUGGUGAUGGGGCCCGUGAGCGGCGCCAGUCACAGCAGCUGCCCGAAGAGGACUGCAUGCAGUUGAACCCCUCCUUCAAGGGCAUCGCCUUCAACUCCUUGCUGGCCAUUGAUAUCUGCAUGUCCAAGAGGCUGGGAGUGUGUGCUGGCCGGGCCUCGUCAUGGGCCAGUGCCCGCUCUAUGGUCAAGCUCAUCGGCAUCACAGGCCACGGCAUCCCCUGGAUUGGGGGCACCAUCCUCUGCUUGGUGAAGAGUAGCACGCUGGCCGGCCAGGAGGUGCUCAUGAACCUGCUUCUGGCCCUGCUCCUGGAUAUUAUGACAGUGGCCGGCGUACAGAAGCUCAUCAAACGGCGAGGUCCGUAUGAGACAAGCCCCAGCCUCUUGGACUACCUCACCAUGGACAUCUACGCCUUCCCAGCCGGGCAUGCCAGCCGUGCCGCCAUGAUAGCCAAGUUCUUCCUCAGCCACCUGGUGCUGGCAGUGCCCCUGCGGGUUCUCCUGGUGCUCUGGGCCUUCUGUGUGGGCCUGUCGCGAGUGAUGAUCGGGCGCCACCACAUUACAGAUGUCAUCUCCGGCUUCAUCAUUGGCUACUUCCAGUUCCGGCUGGUGGAGCUGGUCUGGAUGUCCUCAAACACCUGCCAGAUGCUCAUUUCGGCCUGGUGAGCGCCCACUGG
Chrysochloris asiatica (Cape golden mole) is the source of this 1134-nucleotide messenger RNA. It is a transcript of the gene PLPP7, whose product is annotated as phosphatidic acid phosphatase type 2 domain containing 3. The record is from RefSeq and is a predicted model, not a curated record. Lineage: Eukaryota; Metazoa; Chordata; Mammalia; Afrosoricida; Chrysochloridae. Gene Ontology annotation, molecular function: sphingosine-1-phosphate phosphatase activity. The coding region runs from base 308 to 1123 and encodes 271 amino acids. Gene Ontology annotation, cellular component: nuclear envelope. The transcript is spliced from 2 exons.